Molecule: messenger RNA, 15323 nt
Organism: Paramuricea clavata
Lineage: Eukaryota; Metazoa; Cnidaria; Anthozoa; Malacalcyonacea; Plexauridae
Source: the annotation of a GenBank genome assembly
GUUGACAAAUGAACAAUCAUCAAAUCAUGCUCAUGGAGAGUAACAGAGAGAAGGAUUUUGAUUGAAAUUUCUUAGACCAAAUUUACUGCUCUUUCUAAAGCUUAUCGAGGAAUGACAUUCCCACAUGUACUGGUGGUUAUUUGUUUACUUACAAUAAUAAAUGUGAAGCCGAUCAAGACAUCUAAUUCAACAAAAUGUCACCGGCUUUGUGUUUGCCUUAAUUCGACGACUCUGGACUGUUCGAAUAAGAAUUUAACUUCAGUGCCUAACGAUCUGCCUGGUGACACGACAAUAUUGUAAGUACCGCCUUUUUUUUGUUACUUAUUCUAUCAUUCAAAGUGUGUAAACACAGAAAUUCACGCUACCUAGUGUGCUCUUAUUUGACGUUUUUAUACUCGCUUGUGUGAAAGUGUAAACAGCAUUUAUUCACAGUCUAUAGCCUUAUAUAAUAUUGCUCAUCCGUUUACCCGCUUCUGUGUUUGCUCAACCAAGCGAAAGCUGAAGAUUCUGCUAAUUAUAUUGCAACAGAAUCUAGAUAUAUCCUUAAUGUAGUUAGUAUUGCCUAUAUUUGAAAAAGGAUCGCGUGUGGAUGCUAAGAGCCUAAGAUGCCCAAACUGUCAAAACAUUGAGACUCUGUUUUGGGGGUGUAUCUGAAAAUAAUUAUUUUGGACACUGACAGUUGACCGGAAUAUUCGAAAUCUUCGCUUAUUCAAUGACUAAUUAUUAUCCAAUAUCUGUUACCGGUGGAUAUUGAAUUAUUAGCUUGACUUUAACAUAUCUUUGUGGUAUGGGAAAAUCGUUUCUUUAUUAGUAUAUUAAAAUAUAAAAAUUACAUAUAUAUUGUCAUUAAUAUUGUGGAAAUGAAAAUGAAAAACAUAGAUUGGCUUCUUGUGCUUAAUAAACAAUGCAUACAGCAAAGUUUCAUUUUUACAAGGUUUGAAAUGUGUGAGUUUAUCUGUGAUGAUUUAACUUUUAUGAUCUGAGCAAUCAAUGACAGUAUUAUUUUGUGUGCUAAUUCAAUGCAGUAUGAUGAAAGAGUAUGGCAGGCUGGCAGCACUUGUUAUGAUGAUACAUAUCAGUGAAUAUCAUUAGGAUAUAAUGGAUAUUGUAAUAAGUAAACAAUCCGGCAAAUUUUGCAACCACUUAUUAGUUUUGACCUCAUAUUAAGAGAUUCCCUUUGAUGCCGGAGGAUGGGACAAAUUAGGUUGCCAACAUAUGACCAACUUUUGUACUAGCUGGAAAUCUUAGUUCUAUAAGCUUUUUUUGCCGUAAGACAGCUUUGCAUUGAUAAGGGUCAAGGGCCGGGUGCAGCGACCUGAAAAAUUUAAGGCAAACUUCGACAUUUCGAGUGAAAGCCCUUUGUUGGGAAGUUUGUAGCCAAUAUUUAGCUUAGUUUUAAUGCUUUCAUUGUGGAAACAUUGUUACAUACAGCUUUGUUACACAUGCUGUUAUUCAGCUAUCACUCAAAGGCCUUUCAACAGAAAUUGUUGGGGAUGGCCAUUGUUACAAAGCUCAGAAUUGUGAUUCAAAUGAGAUUUGGAACAAACAGUAUUGUUUGAUGCAAUGCAGUAAUAUGAGGUUUACUGAUCUCUGAGACUCAGACCUGAUUUUAUCCACUAGAUAAACUUUUAAUUACCAAAUAAAUCACUUGUUUUGUUCUUUCAACUAGUAGCUACAUGGGCGGAUUUACUGGGGGGUAGGGGGGUAGGGAGGGUUAGAAUCUCUCUAACUCCUCUUGUAAAGUGUUCAACCCCACAAAAAUUUUGCUUCUCCCCUCCAUUUUGUGUGAAAGUUUUUAGCCUUAAUGUCGAAGCUCACUCAGUAGUACCGCUUGCACCCCACCACAACUUUUUCUACCCCUCUUUUGAAAAAAAAUAUGAAAAUCCGCCCUUGAGUAGCUAUAAUACCUAUUAUGACCGUAUAGUAUCAGUACAUGUAUCAUGUGAACCAACAUCGGUAUUUAUAUCAAUUAAAUAUCACACAUGUGAUGUCAAAGGCUUCCACCCUGUGAUUAAUUUCUCAAAACUAAAUCUAGUAAAUUAAGAUAUAUCUGUACCAACUUUUAUUAAAAUUGUACCUGUACCUUGUACCCGGCUGGCCUGUUUUUCUAAUAUCUGUUGGUUUAGCCUGGGUGGUUGUCUUGGUAAGGUGCCAAGAUAGCCUAGAUAGCCUAGCCUCAUAAAAUAUAAUUAUUAACUGUACUGUAUGUAGUUUCUAUAAAAUAUUUGUUUCAUUUUAGCCAGCAUGUUGCUGAUAAUUUUAACCAAGUACAGUAACCUAUCAUAGUUGUCAUUAAAUGUGAAGGUACUUGUGACUUUGAAGCUGUAUGGCUGUAUUGGAAAAUAAUUUAAAUUCGAAUGCUAUCCUUUUCCUUUUGUAGUAAAAACAGAUUCAAUUGUUUGUUUUUGAAACAAAGGUUGGAAAAGGCUGUGAUGCUUUGUACUUCUAUUGUUUAGUUCUUUUGAACUGUGAUCAUUGACAAAACCUUUUAGGGUAAUAGGGCUCCAAACAGGGUUGUAAAUUCUGAAUUGGGGGGGGGGGGACCCAACUUUUUACAUUUGUAGUAUAGUGAUAUUCUAUAAUAAAUUCUGUCUUUUGACUGGCUACACCACCUUACCCCUUCCCUCUACUUUUUUGAAUAUAUUUUCUCCUGUUUGGUUCCAAAUGCUUCAUUGAGGUUGUUAUUCUAGAGUCUUUGUUGUGAAACGAAAUUAAAUGAAAACUAAGUCCUGAAUGUGGUAGUUUAGCCUGGGAUGCUUUUUCAGAUGCAUUAAACUUGUGCUGAACAGGAAUGUUCUGGAUAAUGGUUAACAAUGCACCCAGAAUACACCAAUUGGGUGCAUCUGCAAUGCACCCGGAAUACACAAAGAAUUUCAUUGUUGUUUUCAAUGUUCCUCAUGUUGAUGUUACGAUUUGGACAAAUUUCAUGUUGUAUGUUGAUAUUUUAUUCUCUAUAUGUCACCAUUUCAACACAGUGUCGCCUGUUGGAAUUUAACCUAACAACACUUCAUCAUUGACAUAUAGCCAGGGUUUCUAGAAAUGAAAAUAGAAUGCACAUGCUUCAAGGACAAGGGGGAACAUUUUGCCAUGUGUUUAGUUGAACAUUUCCUGAUAUUUAAAUAUGUUUGCUGCAUGGCGAAGUAUGCAAUGGAACCAAAGGCAGAGGUUUUCAAUGGAACCAGAGGAGUGGGAGCGGAUCGCAGAGGAUAAAUAAAGAGGACUAUUGGUUCCUCAAGAGGGAUGAUCAAAGCAUCGUCACUUAUCAAAGUUUUAUCGAUGCAACCAUGGAUUGUAAAAUAACAAUAUUUUACAAUCGAUGAUGCAACUUUGAUAUUUGAAAAUCGAAAACCAAUAUUGAAAUAUUAAGAUUACCGACAAUAUUUUUUAAAUUAAUAUUUCUUUCUCACAAAGUGAUUUUCAGAAAGGUCCUGCACUAAAAUCUAAAUAAACAAAUUUACAAGGAAGACAUGCAUAUAACAUAAAUAUGUCUAUUGGAAAAAUAUCGGUAUGUCGGCAAUUUUUCACUCAGGAAAGUCGAAAAAACUGCAAAAAGAAACGUCCUACAACGUACAGUACAUAUCAGAGGCUAUUCAUAUUUCAUAUAUUUCAAAAUAACAUCCUUUUUUCCGAAGACCAAAAAUAUUCCGUCAACACAAGGAUGUGACAAUUGCCAACAGACGGAAAUCUAUACAGGAUGUCUUUCAUGUCUAAAAAAACGCUAUCUAUUAAAAUGAGCUCAACUCAUCAAUAUCUUAGCUCAAUAAGAAUGUCCAUUAAAGCCUGGUUCAUUGAUCGUAAACAUCGGCGAUGCCCAUUGUCUGUGGUCAUUGAUGCAUAAAAUGUUUUGUGCAUUUUCUUCUUCGUUGCUCACAGACAAUGGAUCGUAGAACAAUAGCACAUCGCCGAUCAAUGUGAAGCAGGCUUGAACAUGGUUCAAUUAACCCCUGAACAGAGAACAUUUGUAAUCAAAACGUCUUACGAAACAAAUAGCUUGCAGCAGGCUCGCGUUGCUUUUGGGUUGACUAACUUUGCAAAAUUAAUGUAUUUUCAAUUCUCAACGGUGGACGAAUGUGAUUUCGACCGGCAAUUUUUAUUUGAUGAGUAUGUGGCCAUUUCUCAUCGUUACGAUUUACAAAAGAUAUCAUUGAAAAACUAAAUAACAGCUUGUUUGUUUGAUUGCUUUUCUGAAACUUUCACCUCUGUUCAUAUUAAAUAAUUUUGUGUUUUUAAUUUAAAUCAAGGAUCACACAAGAGGUUUUUUAUAACAGCUCUUUCCUCCUAUGUAAAAAUCGAAUUGUUUAGCUAAGUUUGUGAUGCACGACAGCCUGUUGAAUUUCCAUAGCGUUUUUUUUUAGACACCCUGUAUAAUCACAAAAGAAAACAAGGAAAUACGAGUAUCCGGUAUUUAGGCAGCGUUUACACUGUACCGUUUUCGUAGCGUUCUCGUAUUGUUCUUAAUCCUCAAGGGAACGCAAGACAAUAGUCUAGUUCUCUCGAACAAUACGAGAACGCUACGAAAACGGUACAGUGUAAACGCUGCCUUAGUAAUUCAUGUGAAUGAAAUAUUCAAAAUAAACGCGCUACUUAAUCACUGCAAAACAUACAGCCCUUCUUCUGGCAAAGAAGUUGUAUAGAGAAUAAAUGGGAUUAUAUAGUGCGAAUUAGAAUAGUUGAUUUGUCAUUUGGGGUUAAAUAUUUUAUAAUUGAGAAAGCCUUAUUAAGUGUAAAGCAAUUACAAAAUUGCUUCCUAAAAACAGUUUCAUUAACAAGAUCAAUAUUAAACCGCAAUUAUUUAAUCAAUGUGAGGAGGACAGUGUUUCAUUGUUCAAGGAAUACUCCAGAGCGAGCUCUCGAGUGCUGAAUUUCUUAACACUGGAAUUUUUUUGAAAAUCCUUGCUAUACAGUACAGGGUGUAUCAAAAAAAGCGCAACCUCGGAAUUUCCCAAGAAAUCGACAUUGUUUUAAAGACAAAAGAUUUUAGGCGCCUGGGAAUUUAAAAUAGCAUAACUGUCAAAAUUACUGCACACGCGAGUGCAUAAAGCAAAAUUUAUGCAUUUAUUUAAUGCACAACAACAGUAAUAUGACUAUUAGCAAUUCGAUUUCAAUUCCCAGGGGCCUAAAAUCUUUUAUGCUUAAGAAUUGCAAAGUGAUUUCUUAGGAAAUUCCGAGGUUGCGUUUUUUUUUAUACACCCUGUAGUACGGAAAUAGCAUCGAUAGUAUGAAUUUCACUAUUUUUUCCAGUGUAAGUGUAUAUUAUUAAGUUGCCUAUACGCUAGUCGUUAUAUCGACUAUUUUUAAUAUUUUUAAAUAAUUAAUUUUCAACCAUGAAAGCAUUGCUAUGCUAAAAAAUAAUUUAUGUUACAUGAAAUUUAAGGCAAAACAGUUUAGAGAACUACGAUUUCCAGCUACAAAAAUGUUGGUAAUCAAUAUUUCGCGAAUAGUGCUUUUAAUCCGUAUGUGUCAUAUUGCAUGUUUGAGAGAUGAGAAAAACAUGGCAAAACUGCACGUUUGUUGUUUUAUUAGGAUUUAGUCGUCCUUAUCCUAUUAAUGUAUAAUAUUAACAGCUAUAUGACUGUGUGAAACCACUCCCUUAAUCUACAAUUAACACUUAGUACUUCACUAUAUAAAUUAGGGUCACGAAUGACCCUGAAGCGAUAUUAUAUCUGACUGAAAAUAUACAUCGAUUCAACCCUCCAUAUACUAUACUACUGUAUAUACUAAAACUGUCUGUACCAGUGUGGGUAGUACCAAUGUGAAAAUGAUGUGCUGAGUGGUUAUAUUACUACCUUAAAAAAAUAAGCAGAAACUCGACGUUUCGAGCGAAGGCCUUUCAUCAAGAGUUAGUAUAGCCAACUCGUCAAGAGGUAGUAGGCUAUACUAACUCUUGACGAAGGGCCUUCGCUCGAAACUUCUAGUUUCUGCUUAAUAAGGUAUGGUUGCAUUAGAAGAUUUGGUUGUUUCUUCACGUUUUUGCCCAAACACCAAUAACAUCAAUGUAAUAGAUGUUCCAAUUGGAAAAAUACAAUUAUCGACGAUACACAGGCAAAGCCGCGAAGAAAAAUAGAAAGUACAACUUACACGUUGAUUAUAUUAAUGCGAUAUAGUACGACAAUAUGACUGCUCCCUAAAUUGCUAAAAUUAACAAAAAAUUUGCAUUUUCAUCUUCAAAUACAGUACUUGUUUGCUUUCUUUUCAAUUGUUUUGGCUGAAGAUCGAUAUAGAAAAUAUACAGUAGGGAGCAAACAUUAAAUUUUGAGAGCGAGUUUUUUACUCUCGAUUUCAAUUUGCUUCUGAAACAUAACGUAUCUUCAAGAUAUUGGCAACGUUGCCAACUGUAAUUUUGUUAAUUAAUUUUACCGAUGAUUUACGAUGGUUCAAUAGUAAGCAAUUUGAUUGGCUGACUUUUUUAACUAUACAGCCAAUUAAAACUUGCAAAGCUUGGUUAUUGUAAAUCAUCGGAACGCCAACUUCGAAACGAACUUUUGCAACUACAUGCACAUUCAACGAAUAUAUCCAAACUCUGAAUACAAACAAACAUUCGAAGUCAGAAUUGAACAGCAAAUUGGAAUCGAGAGUAAAAUGUGAUAAAUUUUAAUCAAUGUUCACUAAGAGACUGACCAGUGUGAUUUAAACUUUUAAACAAUUGAACAACAAUUAAUGGACCUAUUCCCCAAUGAACAAAAUUUUGAUCUAGACAAGUCUAGACAAAAAUUUCAUCACAGCUUGAAAGAGCAUUACAAAAUUAGUAAUAUUCCGAAGUUUCGUUGCGAAAUGUUGUCAAAUGCGGAUAAUAUAGCCCUGCGAAGUUUGCCGUUUUUCAGUCAUUUUGUAUUACGCACGGGAAAUUGAUACCGCUUUCUGAAAAAAGGUAUCAAUUUCCCGCGCAUAAUACAAAAUGACUGAAAAACGGCAAACUUCGCAGGGCUAUAUUAUCCGCAUUUUACGACAAUUUGCAACGAAACUUCGGAAUAUUACUAAUUUUGUGAUACUCUUUCAAAUUGUGAUGAAAUGUUUGUGUAGAUCAAAAUUUUGUUCAUUAGGGAAUAUGUCCAUUUAAGAUGGAAAGUUUAGCAUUUGAAAACGUAAAAAUCCUCGCAUAUUUGACCAGGAAGUCAUGGAAAGGUAAUUAAGCCAAUGCACCGACAAAGACGUCCUUGUCGGAAGGGCUCUUGACAAUAUCCGGAGUUUUGACUUUUGUUUUUUAGGUUCAUCAUUGCGUUCUCUCAGUAGUAAAAAUUCAAUAGUAAAAGAGUUCUUUAUUAAAAUAAAGUGCUCUUAAUAUUAUUAUAAACUCUUGGAAAAUAUGACAAGUAUGGGGCGACCUAACCCUGUCUGCUACCUGUAAGUCCAAACAUGGGAUGGGGAAAGAGAAGGUGUUGGGUUUUUUAAGAUGUUAAAUAACCUCCUUUUUCAGACAAUAAUAUUUCUUUUUAAUUUCCGAUUUACAUACUGUAAAUCAUGAAAGUUAGUGGUGCUCAUUGGCUUAGGGCAUGCAAAACUCCUUAAAACCCCUAUAAGACGGGCAAUAUAAUUAAGUGCCUUAGCUACUAAGGGCCUCGUUUAACAUAUAAACUGCGGGAGGGGCAAGCCCAUGUUGACCCCUCCAGUAACCUAUCCCCCCCCCCCCCGCAUGAAAAUAUCCCCUUUGUGUAAAAUGUAUGACCAUUAGUUACGAAGAGCGUUUUAAUAUUUUCAUGACAAACUCUUUGUAGAGAGGAUGAAAUAUGUAAUUGCAAACAUUAUCUGGGGGUUCACCCCCAGACCCUCCCCUACAUCUUUGCGCGUUUUCAAUUUACCUCCUAGUUAGGUCCCUUUUCCUUGGUGACCACACCCACUGACAAAGUGUUAAAAGAGUCCCUGGCGGUGAUGUGCAAUCUGUGAGACCGUGCACGCUAAUUAUUCUAUAUUAGCUACAAAAACAUGAAAAGAAAGGUUUAUAGUCUUGUACUGUACUAUCGUUUGUCGCUUCGACGCAUCCAGACAAUGUGUAAUUAUUUCGCCAGGCUACACAAUUUGUCUUCAAUGCGAUAUUGCCCGUACAGGUAUAUCGUGCAUGGUUCAUCCGAUAAGGGCGGGCAGAUCAUUUUUCUAGGAGAGCAAAUUCAAUAAAUCAUGCUCACUUGUUUUCUAAAAUCCUUAGAUUAGAAAAUCCCCCAAUAACUUGAGCAAAAUAAAUUAGCACUACAUACUGUCAUACAGUAUAUAUAACACUCUCAAUAGAGUAGCAUAUAUUUCAUUUCCUGCAUGCAAUCUUUGAGUCGAUGUCACUCACUGCAGAUUUAAAUAUUUAAUACCAAAUAUAAAAUACAUACUUUCAUCCAUUAGCCUUGCGAGUUUUUACUGUAAUAGUCGUGUUGCACGGGUGGCUCGCUUGCAUCUAUAAUGUACAGGCUUCCUUUCAUAUUGAGGACUAUUAAUUUGAAGACCAAGAUAAAUCCUUUCCUGCACCUUUCUCUACCCUUUCUCUUUCGUGUUCUCUCUCGUUAUACUCCAUGUUACUCUAAAUAUUUUUAUCGUAUUUUGCAGAUUUUUGAACAACAAUCAGAUAGAACGUUUAUUGCCACUUACUUUUGAUCAUCUUCCUAAUCUAACCAAAGUGUAAGUAAUAUUUCUAGAUUAUUCUGAUCUGCCCUGUUAAUUUCAGGAAGUUAAUUUAACUCCCAGUACGGUUAUUUUGAGCCGAAUUUAACUCCAAAUGAUUAAAAUGAUUUAAAUAAUAAGUGAAACCCAAUGAUCUAAAAGGUGAAAUCCCUCUAAACGGAUACCUCGUUAAUAGUAAGAUCUGCACCCUCUCUUUUAUAAUACGUCUGUAUAAAGACGUAUAUAAGACAUUCCCUUGUUAUAUGAAAUAGUACAUUUCCUUGUUAUAUAUAAGACAGUACAUUUCCUUGUUACAUAAGACAGUACAUUCCCUUGUUAUAUAAGACAGUACAUUUCCUUGUUAUAUAAGACAGUACAUUCCCUUGUUAUAUAAGACAGUACAUUCCCUUGUUAUUAUAAGACAGUACAUUUCCUUGUUAUAUAAGACAGUACAUUCCCUUGUUAUAUAAGACAGUACAUUCCCUUGUUAUAUAAGACAGUACAUUCCCUUGUUAUAUAAGACAGUACAAUCCCUUGUUAUAUAAACAGUACAUUUCCUUGUUAUAUAAUAUAUAAGACAGCACAUUCCCUUGUUAUACAAGACAGUACAUUCCCUUGUUAUAUAAGACAGUACAUUCCCUUGUUAUAUAAGACAGCACAUUCCCUUGUUAUAUAAGACAAUACAUUUUCUUGUUAUACAAGAGAGUACAUUCCCUUGUUAUAUAAGACAAUACAUUUCCAUGUUAUAUAAGACAUUACAUUUCCUUGUUAUAUAAGACGGUAGUACAUUUCCUUGUUUUAUAUAAGACACAGGCUUUUAGCCAGAAGGGCGUCCAGGCGUCCUGGGACGCCCCUAGAACGAAAAAUGGACGCCCAAAUUCUGGGGGGAAAGGGAAAUUAUUUUCAAUUGUUUUCCUAAGUAUAUUAAUAUAUCUGAAACGAAAUAGCUUCAAUUCUCAUUAUUAUUAUACAUUUGACAUUUUGAUCAAUUUGAUGGUGUACCUGGCUGAAUGAAAAUGUCGUAGUUAAGUAAAGAAGCAUAGCGGCACAAACUCACAAAGCCAAGUGUGUUUUGAAAAAUUUUGAACCGGCUUGGAACAGAUACUGACAUGAAGUAACGUAAACUUCAAAGGUUUUCCAGAGGGACGUUUUCUCACUCCCCCCCCCUCUUUACUGUAGAUGUCUCGUUAUACCAAAAUUGGACGCCCUCUUUUAGAUCCCUGGCUAAAAGCCUGAUAAGACACUACAUUCCCUUGUUAUAUAAGGCAGUACAUUUCCAUUAAAAUACUCUUUAAGAUGGCAUUCCUACCUUUUUUGGGCCGUUUUUGACCUUGCACUGUAUAUACAAAGAUUCGUAAAGGUCUUCCUACGCAAUACGAUUAGUCAUACUGUAUAUAUACGAUUCUGAUUCGGAACGCUGUAUUUCGAUAAAAUUGCACUCCUGUUUGCCAGUUAGAAUCGAGUAUUUUUCAUGUAUAUUACUAAAUCCAUCGAUGUAUAGUAGAAAAUAUGGCUGCGUAUAUUUAAGGAAAUCCUAUUGUUAUUCUGAAUGAUUCUUUUCUUGUUGUUUGAUUUAGUGACCUCUCAGGAAACAAAAUUAACUGUGACUGUUCUUUAAUUUGGACUAAAUAUGCAAAUUUUACUAUACAACUCAUGGCGACCUGCCAAAAUCCAACUUGGGUCAGAGGAAGAUCUUUGGCUAACAUUACAAUGGAAGAUAUGUGCAGUAAGUAAAUAAUUAUGAAUAAUGAAAAAUGUACUAGUGUGAAACAUAAAGUUUCGUUUCACAUUGGCACAUUGCAUAUUUAAACCAACCCCCCUCCCCUCCCCCUAUUGAGGACAUCCAUUUUUGGCCCCCAUCUGGAAUUUCCGCAGAUUUUUAGUGAAUUUGUAGCCUCCCCUGUGGAAUUUCCACAACCUUUUUUAACUUCUAACCCAUAGUCAGUGGAAUUUCCUUAUUUAUUUCUCAAUUAGUAGCUAUCCCUUGGAAAAUUCCUUGCUGAUUUAUCCUGUGGAAUUUCUUUUCCAUUGUUGACCAUGCAUCCCAUGGAGAAAGUUUUAGUCACUUUUUAUACAUACCUACCUAUAAUAUCUCUAUAUUUGUUUAUUUGUUUAUUUCUAUAUGAUAAUACUACAGGUCUAUUCGUAGUCCAAACACUAACUAACUAAAUAUACAUAUAUUGAUGUUCUUUGGUUAUACGAGUUAAUUAUAUAGUUAAUAUUACCGAGUAAUAUCCUGUCGAAACCUAACACCUAUACUAUAACUAUGGUGACGUAUUCACUAUACUACACUACCCUGUGGAAUUUCCACAGAUUCCUUCAUUUUUUGUUCCCUUUGGGGGGAGGGCUAUUGGAAAUUUCGCACGUCCACAAUAGGGGACGGGGGGGGGGGGGGGGGGGGGUGGUUAAAAAUGCAAUGUGCCAUUGCGCCAGUUCUGGUUCAAACCGUUUGGAUUGUCACUGGUUAAAGGCUUUAGAUUUAGUGAACUUAUAGAUAUGCUUAAACACUCGAAACAAACACUCGCUAAAUUCACAUCUUCGACAACAAGGGUGAGAACUAUGGAUUUGUUUUGUAGACAAAGACGGACAAUGAUGAAAAACAAAUUUAAAGUGUCUUUAUCUUAGCCAAAAUCAACAAAUAACGAUAAAAAUAGUUCUCUCCCUCCUAGCUUUAAGAGUUUUUGGUCAAUAGCCAGGUGCAUGUCUAUAAUACCAGAAGCUCGAAUCUAAUUAGUAUACCAUCCUGUAGGACAAAAUUACGACAAUUUUCUGUCUAUUAUCAAGGUCCUCUAUUUUUCAACUCCUUGGUCCCGAACAUACGGAACACCAUGUCUGUCUGUUCCUUCCAACCUAAACUUAAAAAGUAUUUAAUUUUCGAUAAUUUGUGUGAUGUUAUCAUAAUUGCAUUAAUUAGGUGUGUGCAUCUAAAUAUCUUCUUCUUUUUGAUAUUAUGUGUGUGCGUUUGUAUAUUAUUUAUUUUUCUUUUGAUAUUACUGCUCACUACUCUACUUCAUAUUUAGGUAAUUUAUUCAAUAAAAUUUGACAUAAGGUUGUCUAGCAAAUAAUAAGCCUCGCGUUCGUCACAAUCGUCAAUUUUCUUUUUUCUAAUAUUACUUUUUAAUAAAUUUUGUUUUAUCAUGUAUAAUUAUUUGUGGCAAAUUAAUAAAAAUACAUUCAUUAAAAAAAUCUUGUUUGGUACGUUUCCAGUAAAAGACAAAUAAAAGAAACAAGGAUUCUCAAAGGAUGGCUUAAAUAAUAUUAUACGAUGGAUUAAAAAAACUUUUCCAAAUCCAUUUGGCCACCAGCAAGAAUUUAAGGCUACAAUACCUUGGUGUGAAACUAAUCCUUUAAACUGGUAAUCCAAAAGAAAAACACAAAUAACUGUUUUUUGCCAUGUCCGCGUACUACAGUAGAUUAAGCACAUCUUAAGCUCCCUCGUCGUCUUCUUCAAGUCUCAAAAUGAGCGAGAUUUUAAAGGCAUGCGGAGAAAUUAUUUCAUAGCAAUACAAUAGCUCAUCCUCGUUGCCAGGGUCAGGGAUACCCCUUCAUAGGCCCAGGGACACACGGAACCGGAAGUGCAAGAAAACUUGCAGUAGUUUCGCAUACAUUCUUGUACCCAGAGCCCUUCUUACGCGCGAUCAAAGGAGCGCGACGAGGGGCUCUGGCAAAAUCCAAACCGGAUACCAUAAGAACAUGGUAUCCGGUUAAACACUGCGCAUGUUCAAUUAGAGUUGAGAAUUUCAGAAUUUAGUUUAUUCCUUUUUGAGCUUUCUCCUUUGCUUAUUAAAUAUACGUGCUUUGGUGCUUGUUUAAACAAUGUUUUGUAGAAAGUAAAACCGCAUGGCAGCGUGGUAUUUUCGCCCAAAAUAUAUUGGGGUCAGCGGAUUUUUGUAUCAAAAGGGAUAGCAGUGCGCUUGUCGAAUUUUCGAAGCCACGAAUAGGAUCGGAGCGAGUAAUUAAACUUUAUACUUUGUUUAUAGUAACUUCGAAUCAUUCAACUUAAUUUUUCCAUUGCCAAAAGUUCAUUGAAAUAUGAAAUAAUUUUUCAUAAUUAUGUCUGCCGGAGUUUUCCAACUCCGGCUCCGGCAAAAUAUGCCGGAGCUCCGGUACUCCAGCUCCGGCGCACAGCUCUAAGAUAAAUGAGUACCAAGAGCCCUGGUUUAAAUGCACUUUCAAGUCAUAGACCAUAACAGAAUACUGUUGUGGUCUAUGCAUUGCACCUGCAUGUGUUAUCUAUGGUUAAGUAUACAUGCAUGCUCAAUUUGAAAUAUGGUUCUUUCGUUGUGUUUUAGAGAUUCCUUCAACACCUGUAGUUGCCAAAACAACUGUCCAGAGUACUGUAAGUAUUUACCUUCAACACCUGUAGUUGCCAAAACAACUGUCCAGAGUACUGUAAGUAUUUACGUUUCCAAUUAUAUGUCAUAUCAACUCCUCAAUAUUUCCUUUCAAAUGACUUUUGAAAGUUACUACAUACCCUUUCUAAAAGUGCUGUAAAUCAAUUAGGUACAAGUAGCGAAUAGGUUUUCAAUGUAUAGUGACUUAAACAACAAAAACCUGGUAAUAAUAAAUAAAAUGCAUGGAACACAAUUUUAAACUUUCUCGGAUUAUAUACGUACGAAACUGCAGAUAAGUGUUAAUUUUGAAAUUAUUGCAUGCAUCAUCUCUUUACCAUCUUGUACUUUAGGUUAGGUUUGCUUUAAUUUAGGUUUCAUUAUAUGGUUGUAAGUUAAUAUAUACAGGUCCCCUAUGAAUAACCAGCCUGGUUUCUAAUUGGGCUAACCUGUUCAAAUAUAAAGUUCAUCUUAUCUUAUCUCCCAAUAUUUUGCGAAGUGCCGGGAAGUACUAAAUACAUUUUCACGUUUUAACAGGUACCAACAGCUACGACACCUCAGCAUACAACAACAACAGCAACAACACCAAGCACUGAACAAGCUGGUACGGCAAAUGUAGUGCCAACAACCACUGUCGAACCCCAAACGUCACGACGUACACCCCAAAUGACAACUGUCGAGCCCCAAACGUCACGACGUACACCCCAAAUGACAACUGUCGAGCCCCAAACGUCAACUAACAAACCUGCCACAACUCUUGCUGAAAGGCAAGUAACAACUAAAGACUCAGCCUCUUUACCAACACACCGGCCGAAUGUUACCUCAACAUCGGUACCAACACGUCAAGAGAAUGUGACAGACCCUUAUAACCUAACCAGUUUAGUUGACAUGUCUAGCAAAGAAUUGAAUGCUGAGUCACUUAGGAAUUUGAUUGAAAUGCUUGAAAGUGAUGUGGAUCGACGGAAUUACAGUGACACUGCGACUACAAUGGUAUGUGUUAUUCUUUGUUUGCAAUGACGUAAUUUGGGGAUUUCAGUUGACGGGCAGGUAUAACAAAAAACGGCUAUUUUAAUGUAUUGAUCGAGGUUAGAGACAGUUUUUAAAAGACUCAAAAGAUGAAUUACCGUUUUCUUGCUACAACCAUUCUGAUAGGAGAAAAAUCGUCCACAAGUUGUUUGAUUGUCCGUCAUUUGGAUGAAAAGUCACGUGAUUACAAACAAAGAAUUCAGGUUUAAAACUGUGACUAAUGUACAUAUUAUGGCUAUUCCCAAGUUGAUGCAAAGGCCGAGGGUAGAAAGUUAUAAACAAAAGAUUAAAGAUAUUAAUCCAACAUUUACUUUCUAGCUUUCUAGAGGUGAUGCGAGAAUCGCUAAUUUAUUUAUGGGUAUAAUAGUAUUUUUUAAGGAUUCUGGGAAUGUGCUACACAAUGUUUGUCACAAUAAUUUUGACGAUAUUUGAGUGAGGUUGCUUUACUUGACGAUAUUUGAGUGAUUAUACAGUGAGGUUGCUUUUCAUUCAUUGUUCAUCGAAAUGUGAUCAAACUUUGUCUACCUAGUAAAGUUACACUGAUGGUUAUAAUUAAAAGGAGAGGCCUUUCUAGUCGCUUAGUUCGUUUCUUCAUUUUGUUACUUCUUAUUAUCGAUUGCUAUCCAGUGGGGCCGGUUGUAUAAAUCACGAAUCGGGGAAUAUAUUCAAUAUUCCCCUCUAAUCAAUUUCCGUCUAAUAAUCCCCUCUAAUAUUCACCUGUAAUGUCUUUGCAGCACAAAAAAUGAGGAAAAAAACAACAUAACGAAGGCAAUAUGGCAUUAAGAAUUAUUUCUAUUCUGACUCAUUAACGCGACCUCGCAGUGUGAAUAAUAAAUACGUUAUUUUGAGGCACCUCGGGUAUAUGUGUUUAUUCACCUCGGCGCUGCGCGCCUCGGUGAAUAAAUGACAUACAGUACCCCUCGUUGCCUCAAAAUAACCUAUACUUACUGCAAAAGUUAACCAGCUACAAUUCGCGUAUUUGAGAGUUAACAACUAUUUAACUACAAAACGGAUAUGAAACCAGCCCCUGCAGGUCGUCAACUCUGGAAUGGCCAAUUCCAUUUCCCGUUAAUCCUCCGUCAUUAUAGUGUAAGCAAUUGCCUUGUUUAAAGUGAUGCUAAACGUUACUGACCGUUAAAAUUGUCUGGAUUUUCAAAUGAAAAGGAUUUAUAGCCAUCGCGUUAGAAAUUCGAAGGAGUGCCUGUCAUCAUCGCUGAUGUUUUUAAAAACUCCACCUUGAGAUUUUACACUUACUGUUGCCUGUGUCCUAGCAGACAAGAGCUAAUGUUUCUAUUUGCUUUUUUCUUCUUUUUCAAGAAUGUUUUACUCGUCUCGAGCAAUCUGAUGAGACAAGACAAUCGCAAAACGUGGUCUAGUGUGAACAAG